Molecule: messenger RNA, 1974 nt
Organism: Rhododendron vialii
Lineage: Eukaryota; Viridiplantae; Streptophyta; Magnoliopsida; Ericales; Ericaceae
Product: 3-hydroxyisobutyryl-CoA hydrolase-like protein 1, mitochondrial
Exons: 14
Coding region: 76-1299 (407 amino acids)
Biological process (GO): L-valine catabolic process
Molecular function (GO): 3-hydroxyisobutyryl-CoA hydrolase activity
Source: RefSeq, a predicted model, not a curated record
AAAACACAUCAUCCAUCCAAACGCCGUCAGGAAGGCGAAAGAAAGGGUUUGAGAGAGAGAGGGAGAGAGAGAGAGAUGCAGAGCUUGAAGUCGGCAUCUCUGAUCAGGCGUAGUCUUCGCAUUUCUCCCUUCAAGUCCAGCUACAGAAGUCUCACCUCCUUGUCCACCAAUGCCCUCAGCAAUGACAGUGAUGACAUCGUACUCGUUGAAGGCAAAGCUUGCUCCAGAACUGCAAUUCUCAAUAGACCCCCUGUUCUCAAUGCCCUCAACACUGCCGUGGGUGCUAGGUUACAAAAGCUAUACAAAUCUUGGGAGGAUAACCCUGACAUUGGUUUUGUUAUGUUGAAGGGCAGUGAACGGGCAUUUUGUGCUGGUGGUGAUAUCGUUUCUCUAUAUCAUUUAAUAAAUGAAGGGAACAUAGAGGCCUGUAAGGACUUUUGUAGAACAGUAUAUGGUUUUAUAUACCACUUAGGUACAUAUUUGAAGCCACAUGUGGCGCUUUUGAAUGGUAUUACUAUGGGUGGUGGUGGUGGGGUUUCAAUACCUGGGACGUUCAGGGUUGCAACUAACAAAACUGUUUUUGCUACCCCUGAAACUUUAAUUGGGUUCCAUCCUGAUGCUGGGGCAUCGUUUUACCUUUCACAUCUUCCUGGUUAUUUAGGGGAGUACUUGGCUCUCACUGGAGACAAACUAAAUGGAGUCGAAAUGAUUGGAUGUGGGCUUGCUACGCACUAUUCACUAUCUGCAAGGCUUCCAUUACUUGAGGAACAACUUGGAAAACUUGUUACCGAUGAUCCUUCAGUCAUUGAAACUUCUCUCGGUACAUACAGCGAUGUUGUUUAUCCUGAUAGCACGAGUGUACUUCACAGGAUUGAAACACUCGAUAAAUGUUUCAGCCAUGACACAGUUGAAGAAAUCAUUGAUUCUUUGGAAAGCGAGGCAGCAAAAUCACAUGAUGACUGGUGUGCUUCAACCCUAAAGAAGCUAAAGUAUGUCUCGCCAUUGAGCUUGAAAGUUUCCCUGCGAUCUAUACGAGAAGGUAGAUAUCAGACUUUUGAUCGGUGUCUGGUCCGUGAGUAUCGAAUGUCUCUACAAGGAAUGUCAAAACAGAUUUCGAAUGACUUCUGUGAGGGAGUUCGGGCAAGGAUGGUCGACAAGGACUUGGCACCUAAGGCCCUUUCAUUUGAUUACCAUGAUCUAUAUGGCCUAUUUUUAAGCCGUCUCAAAACCGCAGUGGAACCCUCCAAUCUUGGAACAAGUAUCGACGGACAUGGUAGAUCAGUAUUUCUCCCCUCUUAGCGAAUGUGAGCCUGAUCUAGAGCUACCCACAAAACAGCGAGAAGCUUUCACAUAGCUGUGAAUGUGCUGGUCAUUUUUGUUUAUGCUAUCUGAGGCCAAGUGUUGAGAAUCUGCGGAUGGAUUAUAUUGGCGUUCCCUCCAGAGCUCUCUCUUUCUCUUGGGGACGAUCAGCUUCUUUUUGCAGAUUGUUUGGAAUAUGGAUCCUGGUAAACCUUAUUGUUUCUGUUACUGUAGUUUACUGCAAGUGUCAGUUAAUAAAAUGCCCAAAAUUUGGAAGAAGCUUUUCUUUGAGUGUGGUUGUAUAGUCUUUGGCAUCUUGUCCCUUCAUCACAUUGGAUGCUAUUUUCAGAGACUGGUGUAUAGAGCUUUUUGUGGGAGAUCAGACUAUGGCUUAUUGUUUUCCUUCCGGCAAUGGUUCAGUUUUCCCCUUCACUUCCUUUCCAGGAUUCCACUUGCCAUCAUUAGAAAUUGCAGGAAAUGCAGAUGCAUUUUGCAUGGAUUUGAGAACAUUUGAAUUCUUGUGAACUUCUAAGUUUUGAGUCAUUUUUCCUCUUUUCUUUUUUCUUUUUUCUUUUUUCUUUUUAAGAGCAAAGAGAACAUCAGAUGUACUAAUAAUAAGAGCAUUACACCCCCGCCAAGUCCCAAGAGGUGGAUAAUAAAAGUAAAUUACAAAAA